Messenger RNA from Letharia lupina, 519 nucleotides. RefSeq lists its product as uncharacterized. The coding region runs from base 1 to 519 and encodes 172 amino acids. The transcript has 2 exons. NCBI's taxonomy places the organism in Eukaryota, Fungi, Ascomycota, Lecanoromycetes, Lecanorales, Parmeliaceae. The record is from RefSeq and is a predicted model, not a curated record.
AUGUCUAAAGAGAAUUUAUCCAAAUCACUACUACUUGCCAGCAUCCACCCUCAGUCUAGAAUCCUCCAAACCGACCGGAAACCCCAACGAGAUCCAGUUCCAGCCUCCAAGUCGCCAUUCAAGAUGUGCCGAGGAAUCGACUACGUCCACAAAGGGUGCAAACACAUUAAGAAAUUUCACGUUGUCCAGGUAUGCGAUUCUUACAACGGCACCCCCUGCCACGAUCUCAUUACAAUUCAUGAAAUCAAAAUCACAGCUCCAGCCUUUUGCCUUCGAUGUUUCCGUCAAAAGGAGGCCGACAUUGACGCGGAAUACGAAACCAUGGCAGACGACCUCCGAAAUGAGAUAGCCAGGGUUGACGAAUGCUUCGCCAAGGGGAGGGUCCUAACCCAAACAAACGCGCAUUUGCUCAACGACUACCGUGCUGAGUGCGAGGGUGAUGUCCUGCAAGCGAAGGCAUCGCGGGACUUGAGCAUCCGGCUCUUCAGACAGGACCAGGGGGUCUGGGGUGAUGGCUGA